AUGGCGCCUAAGAAGGGAAAUUUCACUGAACUAGAGAAAAAAAUUCACGAUGCUGUGACACAAGGCAAAGCAGAUGAAGUUAAGCUCCUUUUAAAAGAGAACACUGUGAAGAAUGUUGACUUCUUGGAUGAUACUGGGAUGACCCCACUACAGCAUGCCGCCUUUCGAGGGAAGACGGAACUGUGUCAGCUACUCCUGGCUCACGGAGCAGAUGUUAAUUCUAACUAUCAUGAGAAUGGCUACACAGCUCUCAUGUUUUCUGCCCUCUCAGGUCAUCCAGAUACGACUCAUCUGAUGUUAGAGGCAGGAGCUAAUGUGGACCAUACCAACUCAGUGGGCAGAACAGCAUGUCAGAUGGCAGGCUUUGUAGGUCAGCAAAAGUGUGUCACGGUAAUCAAAUCUUACUUUAGUCGGGAUAACCUCAAACGCUACACUAAGCCUCAGGGACUUGAGAAAGAACCCAAGCUUACUCCAGACCUAGAAGUUGCUGUGUUGAAAUUGAUCAACCAGUCAAACUUAAAUCCUGUCAAGAUAUCAUUGAUCAUACAAGACUACACGUGUUUGUUGGAGAAAUCCUCAAACGUUGUUAAGGUGUUGGACCACCUGUGUGAGAAGUAUAUGAAGGCACGAGACACAGAGGAUGGCAUGGCAAUGAAAACACACUAUUUUGCUGUCGUCCUGAAAAAUGCUGCCAAGUCUUAUCAAGAGCAUCAGUCAUUAGACAAUUGGAUCAAAAGGUUAGUAAAGGGACGAGACUUGGAUGGUUUUCCCGAGAAACAGGAGCUAUUGAUCCGACAGUCACUUAGGGAGUUCCCAUAUUCAGAUUCUCAACUUCUACAACAGCUUGUCAGAACACUGGCUUCAGUAAAAGUGGGAGACAGCCCAACUGCUCUGUCAGUACUGUCACAAGGUAUCAAUGGUCAUCGCAUGACAUUUGAUGCUGAGGAUAUUUGUUGUACUUGUGGAGAAUUAUAUGCAGAGAAGAAAUGCUCCGCUUGUAAAAUGGUGAGGUACUGUGAUGCCCGCUGUCAGAAGCUUCACUGGUCUACACACAAAAAGAUGUGUAAAAAUUUGGCAGAUGAGUAUGAAUCCAUACAAAAACUGAAGAAAGCAGAAGAGGAGAAAGAGAAGAUGAGAAAGGAACAAGAGGAAAUUCAGAAAAAGUUGUGUGAGGCCAAAAUUCAGAAUGGUGAUGAGAAAGCAGAGGUGAGUGAGAGAGUAACAAAUGGAGAAGGCACAACAAACAGCACUGAAUUCCAAGAUGCAUCAAGCACCUUUAAGGAGACUACUUCUGUACCUCCAGCUGUGGAGAGUUCUUCCUAGCAUGAUGCUAGUUCUACAUCUGAUUCAGUUUUUUGUGUUCAACUUGGAAAAUUUAUAUUGUGUAGUAUGUCAUCAGAAUUGUGAUAUUAAGAAUAAAACAUUUGACGUCAAAAGGAUUAAUACUAGUCUCUAAACAAUGAACCGAUAGAAUGUCGAACCCCAGAAGUGUCUUUGGAAGAGUAAAAACUUGUACUGACAUUGACAAAGUAUUACUGUAUCAAUAGUGAAACAGGCAUGAUUGAAGUCUCCACUGAUUACACCUUGUUGCUACCCUUAGUAUUCUUGAUAAUGCAAUUAUUAUGGUUAUGCAUUUUUGAGUUUUAACAGUUCCGUCCUGUUGUGAUUUUGCACAGUUUAUACCUGUUAUCUUAUCAGCAACUGUAUAGCCAUUUUGUCCAGUGUACCUGAUGGUUAUUCAUUUUCACUUGUUCAGUAAAGUGAUCUACUUCAUCCUUCACUGUCAUGCCUCUUUAAUGAAGAUCUCAUAUUAUCCAGUUAGUGUUUUAACAGACUGUUGACUUUUUUUCCUUAUGUAAAUGAUGCAGUUGUCUCACACUCCAGAUGCUCUUUCUGUUUAUUUGUAUGUGAGCUGGGUUUAUUGCCCCUUAAAUAACCAGGGUCAUUUUGAGGUGAGGUCUCCUUGUAGCAGCUGGUGGCUACUUCACUGAACAACAUAUGGGAGGUCUGUUGUAUGCAUUCACAACAAUUAGAGUUUACUGUCUUACCCAAGGACACAACUAUGUCAGCUAGACUGGUCCUUUUCUCAGCUUUGAAAGAAACACAUAUCAUCACUUGGAGGGAGUAUCACACCACACACUUGAGAUUUACACCUAAUGUUAUGUAGGGCAAUGUUCUACCUGAUGGAGCCAUCAUAGGUAGUGAAGUAAUUAGAAUGAAUGAAUUAGAAUUUUCUGGUAACAGCAUUGAAACUUUGCAACUCAGUCAAAAUGCUUCUUAUUUAACUUUUUAUUUCUUUUUAUUUUUCAAUCAAGUAAUGUUUUAUCAAUUUCACAGGAUGUUAGAUAUAAUAGUUCGUAUUUCAUUGCUUUUGAUAUUAUUUUGAAACCCAAGAACUGGCAAAGAUUUCUUAAAUCUUUGUAUGUACUUCAAAAUUGUUAUAUAUUUGGCUUAUAUUUGUUUAAAUGUUUUAUAGUUGAGUAUAUGCUGUUCUGGUGUUGUAUGAGAUGAUAUUGUUAUGUGUGCAUGCAAACUGUUGUUUGUGCCCCAUGUAUAAAAGUGAAAUUAUCAUUUGUAUGUAAAGCAUGUCAUCUUAGAUAAAAAAAAUCUAUGUGACUUAGUCUGACAUGAUUCACAAGUGUUGGAACACUUCCUGCUUACAACUAUAUAGUUGAUAUCAAUGUUUCUACCCAAGUUUACAAAUUUUGGAAUGUUAUGUCAGGUUUUGAUUGUUUUGGCUUCAUUUGUAUUGGGCAUAGCUCAUCUAAAACAUUAUAUUGGCACACAGUAUAUUAUGGUAUGCGCUCCAUAUUGAAAAGGCCUAACAAGAGUCUAUAUGUCAUUAUGCCUGUCUUAUCUUCUACUUUGUACUGGUUUGACUUUUUAAGAAUAUUCCAAGUGCUUAAUCUUACUCACUUUACAAAGAUGUGAUUGGAGUCUUUCCUUGGUCACAUUCACAGCUAUUUUCAGGAAGAAAAAUAUAGAGUUUUCAGACAGCUUGUUGACAGAAUCCUUCCAAAGAAGUUUUACCCAUAUUCUAUAUAUAGUGAAUUUUACACUUUCUUUCUUUGAAUGAAGAGAUUUGAUGAGUAUUCCUCGCUCAUAUAAAUUGGAUUCUGGAUAAACUUCAUGAGUAUAAUAGAUCUCAUAUCAACAUCUAUCAUUACAGAAAAGAUCGACAAUAAUAAGAUUUUUCUGACACAUUUGAAUAUAGAAUAAAAAGAAGAUAAAAUGAAGUUGUACAUUUUUGUUGAUACAGGUACAGGUUACACCAAACUGGAUAGGGGGAAUGACUAAACAAUAUAUAAAUUAUAUGUAUAUAUGUCACACUAUAGUGAUGAUGUGGUAAUGUUUUUGCCAGUCAUUCAGUGUUCUGUUUGUUACUGGUUUUGGUCAUGGACUUUAAUCAGUAGGUACAUGUUGACUGUCUCAGUAACUCUAUCACUAGAAGAUCCAUCAUCUCUGUAUCUCAUUUAAAAUUAUCAGAAUGUAUAAGUACUUUUUUCCUGUUAAAUCAACUUGUAUUUACAAUAAAGUUGUGAAUGAGAAGUAAAAAACUUAUGAGGACUAGAAGGUGAUUGAUUUCAGGUGAGUUACUAGAUACACAAUGUCUUUUGAAUUAAUAUUAGCUAAUCUCUUUCUAAUCUGAUUUUUCCAUUAAAAUUUUCUCUUUAUUUUGCAUCAUUCAUUUUCAAAAUGUUGAUAAAUAUGAUAAGCUUAAUGACAUUCCUUUUUUCAAAUGAAGUGAUUAUAUUUCUUUGAUAAGACAAUAAUAUCCUUGGCAUGUAGGUAGGUAGGUUUCAUUACAUUUAUAACGAACAUGACAAGUUGAUACCAAUAUGAAGUCAGGUUUUCCAGUAGAAUACUUUAUAAUGUGAUAUUUGAAGUCAGGAUGUCAUUUACAGUGUGUUUGACAUUGUAACACGACACAUGGCGUCAGGAUUUCAUUUACAGUGUGUUGACAUUGUAACACGACACAUGGCGUCAGGAUGUCAUUUACUGUGUGUUUGACAUUGUAACUUGACACAUGGAGUCAGGAUGUCAUUUACGGUGUGUUUGAUGUUGUAACUUGACACAUGGAGUCAGGAUGUCAUUUACGGUGUGUUUGACAUUGUAACACGACACAUGGAGUCAGGAUGUCAUGUACAGUGUGUUUGACAUGGUAACAUGACAAAUGGAGUCAGGAUGUCAUUUACAGUGUGUUUAACAUUGUAACAUGACACAUGGUGUCAGGAUGUCAUGUACAGUGUGUUUGACAUGGUAACAUGACAAAUGGAGUUAGGAUGUCAUUUACAGUGUGUUUGACAUUGUAACACGACACAUGAAGUCAGGAUGUCAUUUACAGUGUGUUUGACAUUGUAACAUGACACAUGGAGUCAGGAUGUCAUGUACAGUGUGUUUGACAUUAUAUCCUGGCAUCACUGUUGAGUUGUGUUAUAUCUUUACCUCAGUGUGGAGAUAUGAUAAAAGUACAAUAAAGACACAGUGUUUUUGUAUUUCAGUAGAACUCAUUCCUCUUCAAUAAAAUUAGCCACUACGUGCUUUAUAUAUUCAUUGAUACAAAGUAAAACAUUUGUGAUGUCAUUAUCAUUUUAUGCCAAAAUCAUUUUCGCUUGAUCAAUUAACAAAAUACUGAAUGUUCCAUUUGAAGUGGAACAAAAAUAAUGUGUGAAAGUUCCAUCAUCACAUUGGUGUUUUUUGGAUUUAAUUAAGUCAUUGUACAACAGUAUAGCAUUUCAGUUCUACUAUAUUGUUACAGAUUUAUGGCAAGACUGACCUGUGAAUUAAAUGUAUAUCUGUUGUAAUUUGUUUUUAUCUAUUAAAAUGGUGCUGUUAAUGCAGAAUGUAA
Molecule: messenger RNA, 4849 nt
Organism: Ylistrum balloti
Lineage: Eukaryota; Metazoa; Mollusca; Bivalvia; Pectinida; Pectinidae
Product: ankyrin repeat and MYND domain-containing protein 2-like
Exons: 12
Coding region: 1-1323 (440 amino acids)
Molecular function (GO): protein binding
Source: RefSeq, a predicted model, not a curated record